This is a messenger RNA of Ictalurus punctatus (channel catfish), 1082 nucleotides long. Its product is annotated as interferon-induced protein 44-like. The coding region runs from base 174 to 935 and encodes 253 amino acids. The transcript is spliced from 5 exons. The record is from RefSeq and is a predicted model, not a curated record. Lineage: Eukaryota; Metazoa; Chordata; Actinopteri; Siluriformes; Ictaluridae.
UUUCCAAGAGCGAAUCACCAGUGGGGCUCUUGUUGAUGGAAGAUCUGUAACCAGUUGCACAACAAUUACAAAAGUUUUGAAGCUCAGGACUGGUUCAGAGAUACAAUCCCUGGUCCUCUUGAAAAAGUCGGUCUAUGGCUCGCUUCAGCUGAACAUUGGAGUGGUCCAAUGACAUGCCUUUAAAAUGUUUUUUUUUAAACACCCUAAAAGCCUUAGUGUGUGGACCUCAGCUCUUACCGAGGCACAGCACUGUACAGUUCAAUAUUGUGUUUAAUAUGGAAUUUGAUCCUGAGUCAGAAUCAUAUACAAUCUGUGUCUUUUUCUUACAGUACAAAACCCAUCAUAUCAAGGGGAAGGACGGCUCCCGUUUACCUUUUGUGUUCAAUGACGUCAUGGGACUUGAAUCUGCCAAUGGACAAGGCGCACAUGUACAGGACAUCAUCACAGCCUUAAAGGGGUUUCUUGAGGAAGGAUAUAAAUUUAAUCCUGUUACUCCCGCGUCUGAGAAUGACUCCAACUACAACAAAAACCCCAAAACUUCUGAUAAACCCUUCUGCCUGGUCAACAUUAUACCUGCAAACAGAGUGUCACUCAUGUACCAAAAGCUUAUUAAAAAGAUGAAAGAGAUCCGUGAGGUGGCUUCAGAGUAUAAUUUGCCUCAAGUUAUCAUCUUGACAAAAGUGGAUGAAGUCUGCCCUCUGGUUAAAGAUGACCUAAGAAAGGUCUACACCAGCAAGAAGAUCAAAGAAAAGAUGCAGGAGUGUAGUAAUCUGCUGGGUAUUCCACUGAGCAACAUCUUCCCUGUGAAGAACUACCACGAGGAGGUGGAUACGAACGAUGACGUGGAUGUUCUGAUCCUCAAGGCGCUCGAUCAGAUCGUGAAUCUCGCCAACGAUGCUCUGGAAGACCAAAACCCUAGUGAGAAAUCUGAGUGAAGGCUUUGAUGUUGUUCUUGUUGUUCUUUUCCACCCCUACACCAGUGCAGAGUAUUUAGGACAGUGAAAAAGCAUGAAAUUGUGUCUAAAGUACAUUAUUAAAGUAAAGCUAAUUUCUUCUACUGUAAUCAUAACUGGUUUGUGUUU